Cyprinus carpio (common carp) is the source of this 2276-nucleotide messenger RNA. RefSeq names its product calponin 2. Gene Ontology annotation, biological process: actomyosin structure organization. Lineage: Eukaryota; Metazoa; Chordata; Actinopteri; Cypriniformes; Cyprinidae. Gene Ontology annotation, molecular function: actin binding. The record is from RefSeq and is a predicted model, not a curated record.
CUUUCAUUGGUGACGAGGUAACCGAGGGGAAGUUCUGGAUCUACAUACUCUAAAAUAGAAAUCAGACAAACUAUCAAACUUUUGACGAAGUCUUUCUUUCACUUCCCGACAGCCUGUUUUGAAACUUUGGCUGCUCUUGUCGCUGACACAAUGUCUUCGCAGUUCAACAGAGGUCCAGCAUACGGGUUUUCAGCGGAAGUGAAAAGCAAGAUUGCACAGAAGUAUGACCCUCAGAAAGAGGAAGAAUUACGUAUUUGGAUCGAGGACAUUACUGGGCGCUCAAUUGGAGAUGACUUUCAGAAAGGGUUAAAAAAUGGUGUCAUACUCUGCGAGCUCAUAAACAAACUUCAACCAGGGUCUAUUAAAAAGAUCAGCCAGUCGUCGCAAAACUGGCAUCAGCUGGAGAACCUGACCAACUUCAUUAAAGCGAUCACCACCUACGGACUCAAACCACACGAUAUUUUUGAAGCCAAUGAUCUGUUUGAGAAUGGAAAUAUGACACAGGUUCAGACCACCCUCCUGGCUCUUGCUGGCAUGGCUAAAACCAAGGGCAUCCACUCAAGUGUAGACAUUGGAGUGAAAUAUGCAGAGAGACAGGAGAGGGCAUUUGAUGAAGAGAAAAUGAAAGCCGGGCAAUGUGUCAUUGGAUUACAGAUGGGAACAAAUAAAUGUGCAAGUCAAGCUGGAAUGAAUGCCUAUGGCACCAGAAGACACCUGUACGAUGCCAAGGCACACAUUCUACCACCAAUGGACCAUUCAACCAUCAGUCUUCAGAUGGGAACCAACAAGGGUGCUAGCCAGGCUGGUAUGACAGCUCCAGGGACCCGCCGUGCCAUCUACGACCAGAAAUUAGGCACAGAUAAGUGUGACAACUCCACAAUGUCUCUCAUGGGGUAUACUCAAGGCGCCAACCAGAGCGGGCAGAAUUUCGGGCUUGGCCGUCAGAUCUAUGAUGCCAAAUACUGUCCCCAAGGUGCACCCAGUGCAAGUGGAGAAGGUGACACUGGCUACACGGAUUACCAAGACGAGGGAUACCAGGGUUAUCAGGAUGAUGGUCAAGAUUACUGAAUCAACCAAUCGUAGGUUAGGAGUCUGAAUGAGAAGCUAAAGGAAAGCUGAUACUUACUUGCAAACAAAAGACCCAAAACAUUCCAUUAUACCACAGUAAGUGUGCCAUCUGUCGGAUGAAAGUGACCAAUAUGAAAAUAUCACUUAGUUUUAACUAUAUACAUGUUCUUUUCAUAAACAUUGUUUUGUUUAUUUGAAGCAAGAGCCCUACAAAACAUAUCAGUUAAAUGUUAUUGUAUUGAUGCUUCUUGUAUUUUAUAUGGUUCAUAUGACAGUCUUUUAAUUGCACAACCACUAUAAUAAUAUUUAGUAUUUGCUUAAUUAUUCAGUUUAAUGUAGUUUUUAUUUGAUUUUUUUAUUCAUUGAAAAUGCUGAUUUCUUCUUUGAUGUUAAACACAAGUAUGACAGGGGUUAUUGUAAAGUUUUUCACAUAAUCCCAAAUAAUGAUUUGUAUUUUUUUUUUUUCUGUUCUAAUCAUGCUGUUGUGAAGAAAUUCAAUAUUAAGUAUAUACGAGAAAGAGCGUUACGUGAGCCUGAUUCAUUAUUUGAAUAUAGAACAUGCUCAGGGGUUUAAAAUCACUUUUUCUUGUCAGUCGAGCAUGUGAAGGUGAAUUUUUGCUGUUACAGUUUAAAGAUGCAAAGUUAAAAUAGUGAGGGUUUAGAUAAGGUGAACCUUUACUGCAUUUAUGUGGUCAAUUGUAUUAAUUUAAGAGCUUUUUUCCCCAGUAAUAUUUUGUUAUUGUAUUUCUAGGCUGGAAAUUGAGAGCACAUGCACAAAAAGGAAGGGUUCAUCUAUAAUUUCAGCAGCAUUUUUUAGUCAGUUCUGCUUUUGACAUUCUAAAAAUUAUACUUCCUUGCUUGAUGUGAGGAUAUGAAUGUUUUUAUUUUUUUUAUGUUUUAUAAUACACUUUACUGUCUCAUGCAAUCUGUAAUGUGUUUUAAAGAGUUAAUCUUUGUAUUAGUGUUUCAUAUUCUCAUCAAAUAUUUUACCAUUUGCAGAGCCAGAAAAACUGGAGCUUGUCUUGUUUUCUUUGGAUUAUAGUAUUGUGAAAGGAAAUUGAAGUAUAACAUUGUGAGCCUUGAACAUUCCAAAUUAGGAACUAGAUUCAGUACUUUUUUCCACAGUAUUUGUUCUCAUUCCAAAUGACCCUUUGUACUUAACAUUGGAAAUUUUAGGUCUGCUCAAAUAAAUCACAUAAAUAAAUGAA